AUGAGUAACGAUUAUAUUUAUAAUGAUUAUGGAAAUAAUAUUAAAAUAAAAAGAACUUGUGCUGUUUGUGGUGAUUCACCAGCCAAAAUUCAUUAUGGUGUUUUAGCUUGUUUUGGUUGUAAAGGGUUUUUUAGAAGAGCUGUUAAAGAUGGUAGAAAUAAAUAUGUUUGUAGAUAUAAUAAGAAUUGUAAUGUUGAUAAAUAUGUAAGAAAUAGUUGUAAAUAUUGUCGUUUUAAAAAAUGUCUUUUUGUUGGAAUGGAUCCUAAAUCUGUUCGUCCAAAUAAAGAUCAGGUACUAUUUGAAAAUAAAGCAAAACAUAUUAAUUUAUUAAAUGGUUUAAAUAAUAAAAAUUAUAAUUCAAAUUCAUGUCUACAGUGUUCAUGUUUAUCUGAAAAUACAAUUCAAAAAGAAGCAAUUAAUGAAUGUGAAAUUUUAAUAAAAAUGUCACUUAAAAAUUUACACAAUAAUUAUUCCAUUCAACAAUUUAAUGAUUUAUCAUUAAAAGGUUUAAUAAGUUAUCGUUUAUUAACAAUUAAAAUUAAAGAUGAUGAGGUGAAUAAUGAUAAAGUAGAAGAAGUUUUUAAUUAUAGUAGUUAUUCAAUCCUUGAUACAAAAAACCUCUCUUCAGAUGUAUUAUCAUUAUGGAAAAUUAUUUUUACUGUUGAUAUAGUAAAUAAUUUGGUAAAUUUAAGUUCAAAAACUGAUUAUGAAUCAUCAAUUACAAUGGAAGAUAAAAUUGCUAUUAUACAAACUUGUUUUCCAAGAAUUUUAAUAUUAUUAGUUUUAUUAAAUAAAAAACAAAAUGAAAAUGAAUUAUCUAAAUUUUUAAAAUAUGAUACUUCUUUGUGUGAUUGUUUAAAAAAUGAAUCAAUUCAUCCGUUAAUGAAGCAUUUUCCAUCAUGUUUUACUGAUGAAAAGAUUGCCUUUUUUAUUAUAUCUAUAACAUUAAUGGAUCCAGAUAUUAUAGGUAUCAGACCAUUAGCCUCAAAAACAAUUUCAAAUUUACGUUUAUUGUUAUUUAAAGAAUUAAAUGAAUAUCUUAUGAAUACUCAAAAUUUUGAAAUUACUAAAAAAACAAACAUUUUAUCUCUUAUUUUUUAUAUUGCACCUAUAAUUGCUUAUGCAAAACGUUUACGUAAAGAACUAGAAUUGCAAAUGAAUGCUCAAUUUUUAAAUUAUUAUAAUAUUCAAUAUUAUGAUGUUUUUAAAGAUAUUAUUAUGGAAGAUAAAAAUAAUUUUCUAUUUUUUGAUACACCAACAGAUGAUGAACCAUCAAAUAUAGGACAAUCAAAUGAUUGUGACAUCAAUUAUAAUCAUUCUUCGCAAAAAUUAAAUUCUACUAACAAUUAUAUUAACGUUAACAAAAAAAAAGAGAUAAAUAUAAGCAAUACACAAAUUGAUACUAGUAUAAAUUUACAAAGACCAACAUUUUUAGAUAUUCCAACAACAAUUUUUUCAACUCCAUAUAAUAUGGAAAAAAAUGAAAAUAUUAUAAGAAGAGAUAAUAAAAAUGAGGAAAAAAAAAUAUAUAAAUUUCCAUUAACACUAACAAAAUCAAUAGAAGAAAUGUUACGUAUUCCAAAUUGUAAUGAAUUUAAUCAAUCACUUAUAAAUCCUUCAAAUAAUAUUGGUUGGGCAGAUAUUAGUAUGAGUACACCAGCUUUUGAUAGAGAUAUUGUAUCUAAAUUUUUUCCAGAUUACAAUGUAAAUAAAAAAUAG
Molecule: messenger RNA, 1719 nt
Organism: Strongyloides ratti
Lineage: Eukaryota; Metazoa; Nematoda; Chromadorea; Rhabditida; Strongyloididae
Product: Protein ultraspiracle
Exons: 4
Coding region: 1-1719 (572 amino acids)
Biological process (GO): regulation of DNA-templated transcription
Molecular function (GO): zinc ion binding; DNA-binding transcription factor activity; sequence-specific DNA binding
Source: RefSeq, a predicted model, not a curated record